CUCGCGGGAUUGGUCAAGGCUCACGGGCCCUACAGCAGGGCCCGAGCCACGCAUGCCGGCGAGACCAUGGCGGCCGCGGCGGGUCUCGCCCAGAUCCCCGAAGUGGACAUUGACCCCGAUGGCGUCUUUAAGUACGUCCUGAUUCGUGUCCACGCGGCGGAUCCUGCCGGGGCCCCGGCCGAGAAGGAGAUCGUGCGGGGCUACAAGUGGGCGGAAUACCACGCCGACAUCUACGACAAGGUUUCAGACGAGCUGCAGAAGAAGGGCUUCGAAUGCGAGUGCCUGGGCGGCGGGCGCAUCUCCCACCAGUGCCAGGACAAGAAGAUCCACGUGUACGGCUACUCCAUGGGCUUCGGCCGAGCCCAGCACUCCAUCUCCUGCGAGAAGAUCAAAGCCAUGUACCCAGGGUACGAGGUCACCUGGGCCGAUGACGGCUACUAAGUCGGCCUAGCCCCAGCCACUGCUGGACUCUGCCCUCAGGACCCUCUCGCGGGCUGCUGCACCAUGUGGCACUGAGUCAGACCGCAGCGACAGUGCACCCUGGUCCCUGUACCCUGGAAUUAAAGUCUGCUCCCUUGGC
Suncus etruscus (white-toothed pygmy shrew) is the source of this 580-nucleotide messenger RNA. It is a transcript of the gene PHPT1, whose product is annotated as phosphohistidine phosphatase 1. The coding region runs from base 67 to 441 and encodes 124 amino acids. The transcript is spliced from 3 exons. The record is from RefSeq and is a predicted model, not a curated record. Gene Ontology annotation, biological process: peptidyl-histidine dephosphorylation. Lineage: Eukaryota; Metazoa; Chordata; Mammalia; Eulipotyphla; Soricidae. Gene Ontology annotation, molecular function: protein histidine phosphatase activity. Gene Ontology annotation, cellular component: cytosol.